Messenger RNA from Arabidopsis arenosa, 1085 nucleotides. Lineage: Eukaryota; Viridiplantae; Streptophyta; Magnoliopsida; Brassicales; Brassicaceae. The record is from the annotation of a GenBank genome assembly.
CCUCUUCUUCCUUCUUCACUCUCAAUCUUCUUCUUCACUGCAACACAAAUGGAGAAAUCAUCCUCAAUCAAACAAUGGAAGAAGGGUCCUGCUCGGGGUAAAGGCGGUCCACAGAACGCUCUUUGUCAGUACCGUGGAGUCAGGCAAAGGACGUGGGGCAAAUGGGUAGCUGAGAUCAGGGAGCCCAAGAAGAGGGCAAGACUUUGGCUUGGAUCUUUCGCUACAGCUGAAGAAGCAGCCAUGGCUUAUGAUGAAGCUGCCCUGAAACUCUAUGGGCACGAUGCAUACCUCAACUUACCUCAUCUUCAGCGGAAUACGAGACCUUCUCUGACUAACUCUCAGAGGUUCAAAUGGGUACCUUCAAGGAAGUUUAUAUCUAUGUUUCCUUCUUGUGGUAUGCUAAACGUGAAUGCUCAGCCUAGUGUUCACAUUAUCCAGCAAAGACUAGAGGAACUUAAGAAAACUGGACUUUUAUCUCAAUCCUAUUCUUCUAGUUCUUCCUCCACCGAAUCAAAAACUAAUACUAGCUUUCUUGAUGAAAAGACCAGCAAGGGAGAAACAGAUAAUUUGUUCGAAGGUGGUGAUCAGAAGAAACCAGAGAUCGACCUAACCGAGUUUCUUCAGCAGCUAGGAAUCUUGAAGGAUGAAAAUCAAGCAGAACCAAGUGAGGUAGCAGAGUGUCAUUCCCCUCCACCGUGGAACGAGCAAGAAGAAACUGGAAGUCCUUUCAGAGCUCAGAAUUUCAGCUGGGAUACGCUGAUCGAGAUGCCAAGAACUGAACCUACAACUAUGCAAUUCGACUCCAGCAAUUUCGGAAGCUAUGAUUUUGAGGAUGAUGUAUCUUUCCCUUCCAUCUGGGACUACUGCGGAAGCUUAGAUUGAGUACAAGCAAUUCAUGGUAGAUCAGAUUCAGAAGAACGCAAAUGGUUUUGGGUUUAGUGUAGUGUUCUGGAAUAGAGACAUAGGUAGUAAGAGACUAAGAGUGCAGUCUAUUAUUAUGCAGCAAUAAAGUGAGUCAUUGUACUUCUGAAUAUGAACUGAGUUGUUCGCUUUUUUUGGGAUAUUAAUGAAGCAUGGUCACUUUU